Cebus imitator (Panamanian white-faced capuchin) is the source of this 1882-nucleotide messenger RNA. Its product is annotated as intraflagellar transport protein 56-like. Lineage: Eukaryota; Metazoa; Chordata; Mammalia; Primates; Cebidae. Gene Ontology annotation, molecular function: intraciliary transport particle B binding; protein binding. Gene Ontology annotation, cellular component: ciliary base; intraciliary transport particle B; ciliary basal body. The record is from RefSeq and is a predicted model, not a curated record. Gene Ontology annotation, biological process: intraciliary transport involved in cilium assembly; intraciliary anterograde transport.
AUGAUGCUUUCAAGGGCCAAACCUGCUGUAGGCGGGGACGUCCAGCACACUGACAAAAGAAAGAAGAAAGGUAGGAAGAUUCCAAAACUAGAGGAGCUCCUUUCACAAAGAGAUUUCACUGGAGCUAUUACCCUGUUGGAGUUCAAACGUCAUGUUGGGGAACAAGAAGAGGAUACUAAUUUGUGGAUUGGAUAUUGUGCCUUUCACCUGGGUGACUACAAGAGAGCUCUGGAGGAAUAUGAAAAUGCUACAGAAGAGGAAAAUUGUAAUUCUGAAGUCUGGGUGAACCUAGCUUGCACCUACUUCUUUCUUGGGAUGUGUAAACAAGCCGAAGCAGCUGGAUUUAAAGCUUCGAAAAGCCGACUCCAAAACCGCCUCCUCUUCCACUUGGCUCACAAGUUUAAUAAUGAGAAAAAGUUGAUGAGCUUUCAUCAGAAUCUUCAGGAUGUCACAGAAGAUCAACUCAGUUUGGCCUCAAUCCACUAUAUGCGAUCUCACUACCGAGAAGCUGUUGAUAUAUAUAAGCGAAUACUGCUAGAUAACAGGGAAUACCUUGCCCUCAAUGUUUAUGUGGCCCUCUGCUACUAUAAAUUGGAUUACUAUGAUGUGUCUCAAGAAGUUUUGGCUGUUUACCUUCAGCAAAUUCCUGAUAGUACCAUCGCACUCAAUCUUAAAGCCUGUAAUCAUUUUCGCCUUUACAACGGCAAAGCAGCUGAGGCAGAACUCAAAAGCUUGAUGGACAAUGCUUCUUCAUCCUUCGAAUUUGCUAAAGAACUCAUCAGGCACAAUCUGGUUGUUUUCUGAGGAGGUGAAGGGGCUUUGCAGGCUUUACCUCCCCUGGUUGAUGUCAUUCCUGAAGCUAGGCUAAACUCGGUGAUUUACUACCUUCGUCAAGAUGAUGUACAAGAAGCUUAUAUUAAGGAUCUGGAACCUACUACUCCUCAGGAGUAUAUUCUCAAAGGAGUGGUCAAUGCAGCCCUUGGCCAGGAGACAGGUUCAAGGGAUCAUGUGAAAAUUGCCCAGCAGUUCUUCCAGUUGGUGGGAGGAUCAGCUAGCGAAUGUGAUAUAAUACCAGGAAGGCAGUGCAUGGCUUCCUGUUUCUUCCUGCUUAAGCAAUUUGAUGAUGUCUUGAUUUACCUCAACUCAUUUAAGAGUUACUGCUAUGAUGAUGAUAUCUUUAACUUUAAUUAUGCCCAAGCCAAAGCUGCAACAGGCAAUACCAGUGAGGCUGAAGAGGUGUUCCUCUUGAUCCGUGAGAAGAUGAAAAAUGAUUACAUUUACCUCAGCUGGUUAGCUCGGUGCUAUAUUAUGAAUAAGAAACCAAGACUAGCCUGGGAACUUUAUCUCAAGAUGGAAACCUCUGGCGAGUCCUUUAGUCUCUUACAGCUCAUUGCUAAUGACUGCUACAAGAUGGGCCAGUUUUACUAUUCUGCCAAAGCUUUUGACGUCCUCGAGAGGCUGGAUCCCAACCCUCAAUAUUGGGAAGGCAAAAGGGGUGCCUGUGUGGGCAUUUUCCAGAUGAUCUUAGCUGGGAGAGAACCCAAAGAGACCCUUCGAGAAGUGGUCCAUUUACUGAGAAGCACAGGUAACACCCAAGUAGAGUACAUCAUCCGGAUUAUGAAGAAAUGGGCCAAGGAAAACAGAGUACCCAUCUAAGAUAGCCCCAGCAUCCUAGGAACCAGCUUCCACUUUGACAUAAAGCUGGAAAUUAUUUUCACUCAGGUUUAAUCUGUGAUAUAGGGCUCUGUUUUAUUGACAUUUUCCCUCCUUGCUUUUUAAGCCUCAAGGUCAGUAACUGACUUGCUGAGACCUAGUCUCCUGGCUGAGCAGAGUACCAUAGUCUGUGACCGUGUAUGAUCCUUCUAGCAAUAAGACUUUGGAU